CGGAACCGGAAGUAGAGCCGUCGAUCCGCGGGAUGAAUUAUGUGAGAAUCGGUUCCUACAGCUUCCCUGGGCCGUUUUUUAAUGUUUUUAUUCACAUUUGGAUCUUUUAGGCUCUGAUUGUCCAUCCUGGUCAGUGGAGGGCAGGAUGAGUGCGGAGGCGGCCGACCGGGUGGCGGCUGUGAUCAGCAGCCGGCCCAGCACGCCGCUGCAGGUCUCCUGGUUUGAGUUCCUGCUGGAUGGAAGCCUGCUGGAGAAACACCUGCAGAGCCCCAACCCAGACCCGCCCCCGGUUCAGCUCAUCAUCCAGUUCCUGGAGCAGGCGUCUAAGCCGUCUGUGAACGAGCAGAACCAGGUGCAGCCGCCGGCGGAUAACCGGAGGAACCGGACCCUGAAGCUGCUGGCUCUGAAGGUCGCCGCACACAUGAAGUGGGACCUGGACUCUCUGGAGAAAGGUCUGAGCAUCCCCGUUCUCAACAUGCUGCUGAACGAGCUGCUGUGUGUCAGCAAAGUGCCGGCAGGCGUCAAGCAUGUGGACCUGGACCUCUCCACCCUGCCUCCAACCACCGCCAUGGCCGUCAUCAUCUACAACCGCUGGGCCAUCAGAACCAUCGUGCUGAGCAGCUUUCCAGAGAAGCAGACCAAACCCGGACCGCAUCAGAUGAACAUGUUGAACUUGGUCCAGCAGGAGAAGGAGAUGACGGAGAACAUCCUGUCUGUGCUGAAGGAGCAGGCGGCCGACUCCAUCAGCGUCCUGGAAGGAGCGCUGCGCCUGAACAAGGGCUCCUACGUCCACACCGUGAGGACGCUGGACCUCCUGGGCUCUGACGCCGCCGCCAACGGAGAAACGGAGUCGUCCACCGCAGGGCUUCGGAUCAGCGGCGAGGAGCUGCACUGCCAGGUCCAUUACGACCUGGGAGGGAUCUUCUUCCAGCAGGGCUGCACCGAGCAGCCGGCUUAUGAAAAAGCUCGGGAGCAUUUCAGGACGACCAAGGAGCUCCUGAAGAAGCUGGACGAGUCCGUCCACGUCCACCUGGACGAGGAGCGUCUGGCCGGCUACUGGAACGCCUGCAAGGCUUUAACCGGAGCCUGCGACGCGGCCGACCCCCACAUGACCCGAUAUGAGCAGAUCAACAGCCUGAUCCGGGCGCACGACUACCAGGCCGUGGUCGAGGAGUUCAUCAAGGACAACGCCUCCCGCUGCUUCCCCGCCCACUUCAGGCGCUCCGUCCUCAGAGAGCUGCUGUACAGAGUCCAGCAAGGGGAACCGGGCCUGGAUGAGGUCUGUCACCAGCUGUGUGUCUGCAACGCGGUCCGAGACGCUCUGGAAGGAGAAGUUCUGAGCGUCCGCUUCCAGCAGCUGCUGCUGAGGCCCAGUAAGGCCAUGGUGGACUUCCUGUUGGAGGUCUGCAGGCGUUCCCUGGACCGAGACCAGCCGUCUGAUCCGGCCUCCAGGACAAACAUGGCCGCCUUCUUAAGGACUCUGUGUGAGAACCUGGAGGAUUUGUCUCUGGCGCUGUCCAUGACGUCCCAUCCGCUGUUGGUGGAGCUGCUGAGAGACGAGGACCGGAAGCUUCUGAUGGAGCAGAUGAGGAAGAGGUCGGCCACCGUCAACCUGAGCGCCAAACCCCUCCCGUCUUUCUACGACAUCCCAGCGUCCGCCAGCGUGAACAUCGGCCAGCUGGAGCAGCAGCUCAUCCUGUCUCUGGAGCCGCGCCGCAUCAGACAGAUCCUGAUCGAGCUCCACGGCAUGGCGGAGCGCCCCUUCUGGAGAGUCAACAGCAAGUGGGAGGUUCCUCCUGACUACAUCAACGUGGUCCUCGCCAUCAAAGACAGCCUGACCAAAGACCUGGUCUACAUCCUCAUGGCCAAAGGACUCCACUGCAUCUCCAUUAAGGACUUUGGCCACGCCCGCCAGCUGUUCUCAGCCUGCCUGGAGCUCGUCACCGAGUUCUCCCCAAAGCUGCGGCAGGUGAUGCUCAACGAGUUGCUGCUGCUGGACGUCCGCGCUCACGAAACCACGGCGGCCGAGGGCAGCAAGGAGCGGCCGCCGCCCGACCUGGUCAGCCGGGUCAGAGGGUACCUGGAGAUGAGGAUUCACGACGUUCCUCUGCGUCAGGUGAUCGGGGAGGAGUGCGUCGCCUUCAUGCUGAACUGGAGAGAGAACGACUACCUGACGCUGCAGGUGCCGCCGUCUCUGGUCAUGAACAACCCGUACAUCAAGCUCGGCCAGCUCCUGGCCUCCACCUGCAAAGAGCUUCCCGGUCCUAAAGAGAGCCGGCGCACAGCCAAGGAGCUGUGGGACGUGGUGGUCCAGGUCUGCAGCGUCUCCGUCCAGCACAAGAGGAGCAGCGACGGGCGCCUGGGUCUGAUCAGGCAGAGGGAGUCGUCUCUGGGCAUCAUGCCGCGGAGCAAAUUCAUCACCUUCGUUAAGAAGCUCAGAGAGCCGCUGGUGCUGACCACUCUGAUCUCGCUGUUUGUCAGACUCCACAGCAUCGUCCGAGACGACAUCGUCAACGAAGUGACCGCCGAGCACCUCUCCAUCUGGCCGUCCUCUCUUCCAAACAUUCAGGCGGUGGACGUGGAGGCCGUGGCGGUGACGGUCAAAGAGCUGGUGACCUACGCCCUCACGCUGAACCCCAACAGCCAGUCGUGGCUCGUCACGCAGGCGGACAUCUACUUUGUGACCAAUCAGUACUCAGCUGCCCUCAGCUUCUACCUGCAGGCUGGAGCCGUUUGCUCAGACUUCUUCACCAAACCCGUCCCUCCUGACGUUUACACUGACCAGGUUCUGAAGCGGAUGAUCAAGUGCUGCUCCAUGAUGAACUGCCACACGCAGGUCGCGGUUCUGUGCCAGUUUCUCCGGGAGGUCGACUACAUGACGGCGUUCAAAGCUCUCCAGGAGCAGAACAGCCACGACGCCAUGGACUCCUUCUACGACUACAUCUGGGACGUCACCAUCCUGGAGUACCUCACCCACAUUCACCACAAACGAGGCGAGAUGGAGAAGCGACAGAUCGCUGUGAAGGCGAUCGGACAGACGGAGCUGAACAGCAGCAACCCGGAGGAAGUGCUGCAGCUGGCCGCUCAGAAGAGGAAGAAGAGGUUCCUGCAGGCCAUGGCUAAGCUCUACUUCUGAACACGUCUAAUAAACGCUCCGGACUCGCUUAGUGACAGAAAAUAAAGAUGAAAACCCACGAAGCUGCUGCUGUUAUUUCUAAUCCACAGACGGACGGUGGAAGACGAGCCAGCGAGGCGCGGCUCAGUCAGGAAGACGACGGCUGAUCGGCCGCGUCCUCAUAAGAGCAGAAAUCUGAUUCACAUCAUUCCGGCUCCUAAAACGCGUCUAAAAGGAAACAAAUCUGAUCCAGAUUAUAGUCUGACUAUUCCCUGGAUUAUAAAGAUUAUGUUUAUUUUAAGGAGAACUCUAAUAGUCCGGAUUAUAAUCUGAGGCCUGCUGUUCUCUCAGGAACGUCUUCCUCCUCGUAUUUCCACAGUUUUAUCGUUUUAAUCUCAGCGUUUAGCCGUAGUUCUGAGGACCAUCCAACCCUUCAUCAGGUUCUGUUCCGGAUGAACUCGGGUCCAUAAUCCCACUUCCUGUUUCCUGUCUGCUCGCUUUUUAUCAGGUGCUAAUUAUCUGUUUUCAGCUUAAAGCUGCUGUUUUAUAAAAAAACAACUUCAAGUUUCACCACAGAAAAAUAAAUAAUCAGAGGUUUAGGCAGGGGCGGAGCUAGAUGGGGGGCCUGGGGGGGGCCAUUGCCACCCUUAUUCAAUCAUUGGCCCCCCCUACUAUUUAUUUCCCUCUAAAACAGACAGUGGAAGCAGUAAUAAUGUCAACAUUCAAAAAAUUUACAUUUUUCAUAAAUUAAAAAUUACUUGACAACAAAAACUGGUGAAUUAUGUUCACCAAUAUACUAACAUUAAAAAUGAAGGUACAGAAUUAAAGCAGAAAUAAAUGUUUUUGUUUUAUUGGGUAAAGAGAAAAUGUGUCUCUGCAAAUCAUCAAGGAGUCUUCAAUGAAAUCAUAGAUAAAUAACUAUUUUAAUAAAAAUGUAUUAAUCAGUUUAUGUA
This is a messenger RNA of Cyprinodon variegatus (sheepshead minnow), 4068 nucleotides long. It is a transcript of the gene ints8, whose product is annotated as integrator complex subunit 8. Gene Ontology annotation, cellular component: integrator complex. The record is from RefSeq and is a predicted model, not a curated record. Gene Ontology annotation, molecular function: protein binding. The transcript is spliced from 28 exons. Bases 146 to 3136 code for a protein of 996 amino acids. Lineage: Eukaryota; Metazoa; Chordata; Actinopteri; Cyprinodontiformes; Cyprinodontidae. Gene Ontology annotation, biological process: snRNA 3'-end processing.